Molecule: messenger RNA, 2901 nt
Organism: Rotaria sp. Silwood1
Lineage: Eukaryota; Metazoa; Rotifera; Eurotatoria; Philodinida; Philodinidae
Source: the annotation of a GenBank genome assembly
AUGACGAAUCGAGGAAAAUUUUCAAAUACUCGACAAACGAAUAAUAACAAUAAUACCAAUACUAAUAAUAUCAAUAACAAAGCACAAAAUGAUGAUGAUAAUUGUUCGGUCAUUUGUUAUAAGGAUUCUGAUGAUGGUCAUGUUGGUGUUGUACGUAUACGUCAACAACCAGUAUGCUCAGCAUGUAAUUUAAUGCGUGGAACAUUGUCACUAUAUUAUAAACAUGUAUUAGAAAAUAAUCACCGUGAAAAUGUUAAAAAAUUAUGUGAUGAAAAUCGUUUUGUACCAUCGAUUUAUGAUCAAGCUAUUCAUUUAGCUUUUCAUAAUAAUUUUUGUUAUCAAAGUGACAAAUUUCAUUUUCUUUACAAACAUACAAAUGAAGAACCUGACUUAUCAUCACAACAACCUGAAACAGAAAAAACUGAAAUUAAUAAUAAUCAACAAAAAGCAACCUCAACAAAUACACGUAAACGACGAAAUUUACAAGUUACACUUGUCUUUCAAGAUAAAACUUAUUCGAAAAUUGGUACAACUACAACUCAAAUUCGUGAACAACUUCUUAAAGAGAUGAUUACUGAUCGUGCGAAUGAUAUAGCAGCGUUACCUAUGGAAAUCUAUUAUAUUAAGAAAAAAAUUGCGCCUGAUAACAUUCAUCACAAUGCUCAAAAGAGCUCUGUUAUUUUUACUAUGGCCAAAGAUCAGUCACAGGUCAUGAUAAAGAAGCAGCAGCAAGAAGAACCGUUUGAAAACGGUAAUAUGUCUUCUGCUAAGGAUAGCAAUGAAGACAACGGUGUGGAACAGAAUACUGCUAUUACCACACAUGAGAUAUUGAAAACAGAAAAAAUUGAUGUUGAUGAACCACCGUCGUUUGUCGAUGACGUUAUAAAUGUUUGCAAGGAUGUGUUAAAUAAUAUUGUUAUUGAUAUUUAUUCGAAAUGUGGUGAAUUAAAACGGGAACAACAAUUUCUAUCUGGUAUUGCACGACGAAGUUUUAAGAAAAAGAAUACAUUCUUCUGUGAUAUAUGCUCAAUUUUUUUAACAUCAGAAAAAUAUUGUGUACAACAUCUCAAUGGAUUAGAUCAUUUAGAACAAUUUCGUCAUUAUCAAACUAGUUUUUUGCCAUGGCGUCGAGCUAUGCAAGAAUCAUUAAUUAAUGGUAAAUCAAUGAAGGAAAUAAUGGGUACAAAUAUUUAUGAUGAUUAUAAAGCAACCAUGGCACUUUAUCUUGCACCAAAUAGUCUUGCAAAUCGUGGACGUUUUUGUUGUGCUUAUUGUGAAUUAGUUUUUACAGAUCAAUGGGCAUUAGAAAAACAUUUACAUACUAUUGAACACAAAGAUAAACAAACAUCGUCGAAUCAUAAAGAUCUUGUUGUUCGUUUUGCUAAUGUUGUUAUACUUCCUUCUAUAUUUAAAUUUAAUGGUAUAACACAAUUGUCAGAAAUUCCUGAUGAUAUUAAAAGUCGUUAUCAAUGGCGUUGUGCAACACGUGAACAACUUGAUGACGAUACAACAUCAUUUUUACGAAAUUAUCCAUUUGAUUCAUUUGAAGGUGCCACUCGUAUUGUAAAUGCUAAAUCAGCACGAAAAUCAAAAUCAUCUACUAACAAAACUACAACACAAAAUCAUCGAAAUAAUAAUGUUACAGCAAGAAAUCAACAAAAAAAACGUGGUGGAUUUAAUAACACACGAGGAGGACAAUUCCACACACCAGCUGCUCAUCGAGGAGCUGCUGCUAAAAGAUCUUUUCCUGCUACGGGCUCACCAAAUAAGCGAUUUCGUGCCGAUCUUAAUAAUUCAUUUCCAGGUGCAAAUCGUGGUCCUGGACCAAUGAGAAAUUAUGAAAUGAAUCAAUAUAGUUAUGGUCGAUCAGCACCAUAUAAUAAUGGAAAUGAUCGUUGGCCAUCAUCUCGCCGUCCAGUUGUUCAACAACGUGAAGAGUUUUUUGAACGAUCAAAUUUUGAAUUACAAUCACUUGCCUCAGAUAAUAAUGGAUAUUAUGGUGGUGGUGCUGGUGGUGGUAGACCAGCACACCUUAUGUCUAGAGGAAAUAAUUAUGUUGAUGAACAACAAUCACGCUUUGAUGGCCGUGGGGGAGGAUAUGAUAAUCAACAAUCAAACUAUGAUCCAAAUUUUAUACGUGCUGUUGCAAAGGCUGUUGCUGAAUACCAUCCACAACCAAAUGCACCUCCAUUCGGAGGUUCAUCUCAUCGUUCUCAUAAUCGAGCUCAUACAGGUCCAACAAACGAGUUUAUUCAUCAUGUUGCUAAUAAUCUUCAACGUUCUCAACAUCAACAAUCAACAGCACCAAUUAUGAGUCAAUCACAUUAUCAAAAUCAAAAUUCAUUGGGUGCAUUUGGAGUUAAUAAUAAUAGUAAUAAUACAAAUCCAUCUUAUUUUUUAUCUGCUGGCAAUCAACAACAAAAUCAAAUGGGAACAAAUGCUCCACCUAUACGUUCCUAUGCUGAUUACCGAGCAUCAUCUGGUCCGUCGACUGGGAAUGCUUCUUCAACAAUGUAUCCACCAUUCACCAAUACACAAAAUCCAGUAGCUCCACAAUCACAUACAUUCGAUGAAUAUGGGCAAACGUCAUUAGGACAUAGUUCAUCGAAUACUUAUGGACGAUCCGGAGGACCAUCAUUUGGUAAUGAAGAACCACGUUAUGGAAAUUUUGGACAUCACAACCAAAUGGAACAAUCAGCUCAAGCACCAUGGCGAGGAUCAUCAAGAGGUGGAAAUAAUAAUCGUGGUCGUGGCCAUGGUGCAAGUCAUUUCCAAUCCAUGAAUAAGCAACCUGGUUCAACAUUUUCGUAUAGCAGUAGUAAUAAUAACAAUAACAAUAAUUCAUCCAUGCGAGGACGAGGUGCCAAUCGAAAUGUCCGAAAUUUCGGUAACCGACGUUAA